UAUGAAUGCCAUUUCAGGCCACCAAUUUGCUUGGCGAUUUGCUUGUGGCUGUACCAGUUAUUCCUCACCUACUACGUAUUUCGAGACAGAGACUUUCCGAAUAUCACAAUCACUGUUGAUAACAGGCAAGUUGAUACGAAAUAAGUAAGUAUUUCAUGUGCCAUUUUUUUCCUUUUUUCUUCUUCUCCAUUUUCUUACUGAGAUGGUUUUUCCACAGACGGUUUUAUUCUAUUAUGUCGUACUUCUUCUUCUUCUACAAUAUACUUCUUGGACUGUUCUCCUGCAUCAUGCGAAUUCUAAAAGGCAUGAUUUUAGGAGUGAUCUUCAUCUCUCGAAUCGACCGAACCUCACUUAUGCAGGGAUUCCAGACUUGGGACAAAGGUAUGGAAGCAAGGGGGGAGGGGUGAGGAUUAGUUGUAAACGUUAGAAAUCGGUCGUGAUGAGUCACGAUCAAUCUGCUUGGAGGUGAGCCAGGAAGAUUGGUUCGAAUUCAGCAAGUCGAGGCUUAAAAGUAAAUUCUGUAGGAGAAAUAAUUAUCAUCAAACGACGAACUCGUCUAAUAUAAUAAAAAGACAAGAAAAAAACGAACGAACAAACAAAAACAAAACAAAAUGAGGCAUUUUUUUUUUUUCUGUUCUUUUGCGUGUUCGUGGGUAUGUUUUAGUUUGCUUGCUAUUUCAUCUGCUCAGGGUCUUCAUGGUAUCAUCUUUUUUUAACGCUAUUUUCCAGCCUUCGUGGCAUAUCUGGGAUUCAUCCACAUACUGGUGGCUCACAACCACCCUGUUAUGCUGAUGUUUUGCCAGCUGCUCAUCAACAGCAACAAGGAUCGUCAAUAUGGCACAGUGGGGAGGGAGGGUAAGGAAGAUACUAACAGUAUUAGAGGAGUAAAGGGUUUGGACUCAGGGUUUUUUAAACAUUUAGUCUUCGACUCCAUCUAAAACAAAAUGAUUAUGAUGAUAACGGUAUUGAUAACAAUAACGUUGUGGAAGGAUUAGAUUAACGAUAACAGUUGUGAUAAUAAUAGAGAUUAUGAUGAUGAUAAUUAUAGUGAUAACGAUGAUGAUGAUAAUUAUAGUGAUAACGAUAAUGAUGACGAUGAUGUUGAUUAUUAUUACCAUUAUAAAAUGAUAAUCGAGCUGUUUGUUGAGCACUGAAGAAACUGAAGUAAAAUAAUUAUUCAAUAUCUUAACUUUUCAAAUUUAUUUCCAAUAAAAACAUAAAAAAGCUUUAAUGCCUGUAAAUAUAAGGAAAUGAAUAUGGAAGCGAUCUUCGAAGUAAUGAACAAAGAAAUUCAGGCCUGACAGGAUUUGAACCAACGACCUCUGCAAAGCCUGUACAGCGCUCUACCAACUGAACAACUGAACCGGAAAUGCAGUGAAACGCAACUAAUCAGGGGGCGUAGGGCAUUUUAACAGCCUCUUCGGGCAGGCGUCUUUUCUCCCCUCCCCCGCCCCCUACCCCCACUGUCCACUCUAACUGCAAAUCAAAAAUGGCCGGUCGAACAAACGAUCGCGAGCUUUUGGCAUCAGCUCGCACUAACAAGACGCCUGCACUUCAGGCUAUCGAAGUAAUGAACAAAAAAAUUCAGGCCUGUACAGGAUUUGAACCCAUGACCUCUGCAAUGCCUGUACUGCGCUCUACCAACUGAACUAACAAGUCAACUGGGGGCUGGUAAUUAUAUUGGUUCCAAAUAAACCCGUCUAUAAGUAGUGUUCAAUACUGCGAAGAUCGCUUUCAUAAUUUAUUUAUCCGCAGUUCAUGUACAUGAUUUUCAUUUAUAUUUACGGUCAUUUAAUCACCACCCUUAUCAGUUCGAGCAAGUAAUUUUCGUUAUGGCGGAUAUAUAGAAAUUGUAUACUUUCGGGAGUUUUUCGUCCAUCGAUGGAUCAUCUUUGUUCACUCUAGAGUUACCAGGCCUAUGUGUACAAAAUUCGCAUUCAGAGGAUCAGAGUUCUGCUGGUGAGUUUCGUCGCUUUGAUCUUGUCCCUUUUUGGGAAGAAAAAACAUUGGCGAUUAGUUGUUCCACCAGUGUAACAUGUAAUGACAAACUGUCAUUUCUUUGUUUUUGCUCCAGUAUUUGUUUGUAAGUUUGUUGUUUGUUUGCCUUUUCUAAAAAUACAGAACAUAAUGUCUAGCUUGGGCUACUUCCUUUAAGAUUUGAGGAGGAAGUUUGUUUCAUUCGUCUUUUUUUCGGAUUCAUUCUAGUACACGUGAGUAAGUGACGUCGGGUUUUGUCAUUUGUAUGUCUUGCUGCAGUCACGUGCACGUCUGUUGCCACUCAACAUUUGAUGUAAGACACCUUCAUAGCAUAUUCAACACAUUCUUAAAAGGUGAAAUUGUUUAAGAAGUUUGAAGGACCAUCUACCAAGUCUCCUUCGUGGCCGUUUUUUGUCACGUUCCGCAGCGCGAUCCAUUGGAGGGGAGAGAGGGCGUUGUGUUACGAUAUCAAACAACAGCUGCGACCUACAUUAGAUUGCGACUUAGACUAGUUGGCUUGACUGAGUAUUCCAUACCAACCGUAAUCUCAUUGUCGCUUUGGCUUUGUCUUGUUUACUUUUUAUUUAAUUUUUGUCUGUUUGUUUAUUGAUUUUUCUUGUUUUGUUAAAGGUCAUCCUGAGGCCCGUGUAUUCCGGCCACCACACAUGUCUCACCAGGCGAUCAACCGCUGGUUCCUUGCUUUCACGCUUCUUCGAAAUCCCUCUCUCGUCAAGUAUCGCCGGCGGUGUGCCAGAGAAGCCAAAAAAUGUAGCGUCUCUAUUGAAGAUGCAAACUAUGGAUCCGUCACACCGAUUUGA
Pocillopora meandrina is the source of this 2795-nucleotide messenger RNA. The record is from the annotation of a GenBank genome assembly. NCBI's taxonomy places the organism in Eukaryota, Metazoa, Cnidaria, Anthozoa, Scleractinia, Pocilloporidae.